ACUGUGGUGGCGUGCCCCUCACGCACAAACGGAGAGACGGGUAGCAGUAGAGGAUCAAUAGCAUCGAAUCAAGUAUGACGGACGAGAGCCAUACACACAGUGCUGAGCUUUUGCUGCGUGCCUUGAAUUGAAUGUUGUAUGUGCAUUCUGCUGCACUCCGCAUAGACAGACAGACAGACAGACAGACAGACAGACAGACAGACAGACAGACAGACAGACAGACAGAAUGGACAGCAGCCUCGUCAGGUGGCGGAUUCGGUUUGUCCGGUUCUCUGUGGUCAUGUUUGCUUCAUCCUUCCGAGUGGUUGAGACUGACUAAUGGGCUUGUUGACGGUUUAUUCUCGGUCUUUGGAAAUAGCAAAGGCGAGGCUUUCGUAAUGGGAACCGGGUAAAAUACUAGACAAAAGCCACCCCUUGCCGACCCUAUGGCGAU
Messenger RNA from Trichoderma asperellum CBS 433.97, 433 nucleotides. Lineage: Eukaryota; Fungi; Ascomycota; Sordariomycetes; Hypocreales; Hypocreaceae. The record is from RefSeq and is a predicted model, not a curated record.